Aspergillus homomorphus CBS 101889 is the source of this 1661-nucleotide messenger RNA. RefSeq lists its product as uncharacterized. The transcript has 3 exons. The record is from RefSeq and is a predicted model, not a curated record. The coding region runs from base 1 to 1365 and encodes 454 amino acids. NCBI's taxonomy places the organism in Eukaryota, Fungi, Ascomycota, Eurotiomycetes, Eurotiales, Aspergillaceae.
AUGGCAGAACCCGAUGUCUUCACCGCCUCAGUCUGUGGCGCUAACGAGGCUAGUGCUCGGAGUGAAUAUUCCGGCACUCCGGCGCUUGACCCUUUUGGCUCGAACCUGGUGGUGGUAGACAACACGGAGCGCAAUGACGCUGGCCAUUGCCAACCGCAUCUGGCCUUUUCUUCCCCAGCUUCAGCUCCUGCCCCUGCAGCGGUCGCUUUCCCUGCGCUAGACUUUCCUCUCUUCCCCGAAUUCAGCGAAUUCAUCUUACCCGACCGUCAGAUCAAAAGCGAGCCUGUCUCUCCGUCCGGCACCAUCAACGCGUCCAAAACCGCAUCUGCUCCCAAGACAACCUUCGUUCGUGGGCAUCGUCGUCGCUCCACCCACGUUACCCGCUGUGAUCUUGAAAAGUUCCGCAAAGAGAUCCUCGGCGUAGAGUCGCCAGGAUUUGGAUUUGACGACGAUAACAAGUUUGCAACACCUACCAACCCCGCCCUCGACCCUCACUUUGAAGCUUUGAACCGCGCUUUCGAGGCGGCAAGCAUGUCCUUGAACAACAGCGGGGGCAUGCCGGGCAGCAAUCCUGGUGCGAACAUGUAUGCCGGCUACGUGGAUAACGCCGGCGCCGGUCCGAACAUGGCCAACGUACCCCGUCAGUCGAUGUCGCCUGCGAUGCCACAUACCCCUGGUCAGGUCAAUGGCGCCGGGCUGCCUGGGAUGAACGGUGGAAUGCCCAUCAAUGCGGGUCAACAGAUGGAUCUUCAUCAUCUCUACGACAUGGUUCUCGAGUUGAGCGAGGUCUUGAAGAAUAACCGUGAAACUACGAAGAGUAUUGUUACUAGUGCGGAGGAGAUUAUGAAACGUUCUGUUGCAGAAGGAGUCAGCCCGAACAUCCAGCAAGUCAAUGGCGAACUUUCAGCUGCCCGCAUCGCGGAACUCGAACGCGCCCUCGCGAAAGAGAAACGUCUCGUCGAAAUACUCCGGAACGAACAGGUGGAGAACACAAAACUGAUCGGUGAAUACGAGGCGGCCGUGGGUGUUAUGGUGGAGCAGAUUCGCAACUACUGCCAGAACAACAACCUCCACUACCUAGCGCAGAAACGUCACUAUAACAACCUCCUCCAAGCCGAGCGUGACUCCCACCUGGAGAGCCGAUUGGAUCGGGACUACUGGCAUGCGCAGACCAUGAAAUGUGCUGAGAUGAUCCGCACCGCCUACCGCUUGCGGUGCGAGGAAGAGGAAACCCCAAUUCGCAUCGUGGCCGGUCUCCAGAAUGAAGUGCGUGCCUAUCGCAACGCACUAGGCAUGGAACCCGAGAAGCCGGAGGAGGAAUACGGCUGGGAGAUCCUGAAAGACGUCCCUGGCGGUUCCGAGUAACAUGGCAGCCUCCGUACCCUGGCGGUAUGCUUGAGCUAUGACGAUGACGACUUGGUUAUCGGUUUUAAAAAACACACCACAUUGCAUAAGGCGUUUUGGAGCAGCACAUGUUACUUAGGGAUUGUUUACGGGGAAAGAUACCCAUCUUCGCAUAGUUUGUAUCGUUGUCUUUCUGCUGGUUGUGGUACGAGGCAGUUACCUCGGACAUUCGCACCGGAUCUAUCACCCAGCCUCAGGAUCUGAAAGUUGUUCUUGAGCAGUUUGCAUGCAUUUUACGCAGCGAAAUACUAAUUAUG